GAACAUGUUUAGUGUGUUCGCUCGAAAGGGAAAAAUAAAGAAGACGGCGUCGGGGCAGACGCAGGGAGUGAGAUGUGCUCGAUGAAGAUUGUUUCUUGGAAUAAUCGGGGUUUGGGGGGUCUAGCUAAGAGACAGGAGGUUCAUAAGUUGGUGGGGCAUCAGCAACCCUUUUUAUUGUGUCUUCAAGAAACUAAGCUGCAAUCUUGUGACGAUUUUAUUUGUUCGGCUUUAUGGGGUAAUUCUCCUCACGAGUUUUCCUAUCGUCCCUCGGUGGGCGCGUCGGGGGGUCUGUUAACUUUGUGAGAUUCCGCUGAGGUGGAGGUGUGGUCGUCAGGGAGUUUUGAGUACGUUUUGUGGUGCUAUGGUCGGUUCGUUAGGUCCGGGGAGGAGUUUUAUGUGGCAAAUGUUUAUGCACCGUGCGAUUCACGGGCCAAGCAGGCCUUGUGGGACUCGCUUUCUUUGAAAAUUCAAGCCUUGGGGAGAUCAAGGGUGUGUGUUUGUGGGGAUUUUAAUGUUGUCAGGAGUGUUGAUGUACGUCGUUCGGUCAGAGGCGGGUAUAGUUCUUUGGACCAUGUUCCUUUCAACCGCUUUAUUGAUGAUAAUACUUUGAUUGAUUUACCACUGUGUGGUCGUAAGUUCACUUGGUUUAAAGGGGGUGGGCGGUCUAUGAGUCGUUUGGAUAGAUUCUUACUUUCUGGGGAUUGGUGUUUGACUUGGCCUAACUGUACACAAGCAGCUCGGAUGAGAGGACUAUCUGAUCAUUGUCCCUUGGUUUUGGCAGCGGAUGAGGAGGAAUGGGGUCCCCGUCCCUCGAGGAUGUUGAAGUGUUGGAGAGAUGUCCCUGGAUAUAAACUGUUUGUGCGCGAAAAGUGGAAUUCCUUUCAGUUUGAUGGUUGGGGAGGUUAUGUUCUUAAAGAAAAACUUAAAGGGAUUAAGACAGUCUUGAAAGAGUGGCAUACGGCUCACACCCAAAAUCUGCCUAGUAGGAUUGCGGCUCUUAAGGACCAACUUGCAGCGCUUGAUGAGAAGGGAGGGGAAGUGGUCUUAUCUGAAUCUGAGUUAGCGGAGUUUCAUGGUGUGACAUCGGAUAUUCAUUCGCUUUCCCGGUUGAAUGCUAGUAUAUGUUGGCAGCAGUCUCGCUCACGGUGGCUUAAGGAAGGGGAUGCUAACUGUAACACCCGAGUCUGA
Trifolium pratense (red clover) is the source of this 1188-nucleotide messenger RNA. RefSeq lists its product as uncharacterized. Lineage: Eukaryota; Viridiplantae; Streptophyta; Magnoliopsida; Fabales; Fabaceae. The record is from RefSeq and is a predicted model, not a curated record. The transcript has 2 exons. The coding region runs from base 667 to 1188 and encodes 173 amino acids.